Molecule: messenger RNA, 6170 nt
Organism: Nyctereutes procyonoides (raccoon dog)
Lineage: Eukaryota; Metazoa; Chordata; Mammalia; Carnivora; Canidae
Gene: HDAC7
Product: histone deacetylase 7
Exons: 24
Coding region: 1983-5000 (1005 amino acids)
Biological process (GO): negative regulation of transcription by RNA polymerase II; chromatin organization
Cellular component (GO): histone deacetylase complex
Molecular function (GO): histone deacetylase activity
Source: RefSeq, a predicted model, not a curated record
UAAAAGCUCACAGGUAAAAGGUACAUGGGCUUGUGACGGGAUAGGAGGUGGUGGCGGAGACGAAGGGCUGUAUUCAGAUGUAGGAGACAAAGAGAAGCUGGCUUAGCACCAGGGAGGGGAGACCCCCAAAUGCUAAAUGAUCCCGAGCUCUGGGGUGCCGGCGGGGCUCCUCCCAAAUUCUUGGCAGCCUUGUGCUCUGGAGGCCGUGGCGCCCCGUGCUCAGAGGGAGGGAUGGGGCCUCUCACUCUGUGUCAGGCUAAAGCAGCUAGCACCGUGUCCUGUGGCCUGCUUUGGGGUCUCUGAAGUCCCUCUUACAUCGUCAGGAGAGUUACCCCAGGAAGCCAGGACACUUAAGACCCUUAGGUGGGAGAUCUAAGAUCCUUCCUGGCAGGAGUGUGUUAAGAGAGUGUGUUAUCAGAGGUCUGGAUUCAAGUGGAAUGAGAAUCUGGGUUCCCCGGGUGGAUGCAUGAACGAGAGGUGGGGACGUGGAAGCCGUGUGUCGCCUGCUGCAGGGCUCAUCUGGGGGCACAGCUGUCCCCUCUGGCCUCUUGAUAUCUGGAGAGUCGUGUGGGCACCUCCCUGCGUGGCUCCUCUCUUGUCUCUAUCUCACGAUCAGAGAAUGUUAGAACGGAUGCCCCUUAGCAGCAGCCCACUGCAGACCCCUCUUCCUUUGUCCAGUGAGAAACCCCCAUGAGGGGUGGUGACUUCCUGAAAGUCCAUGGGAAAAUGGACGCAGAGCACUGGCCUUGGCAGGACCAGAACCCAUGCUCACUGUGCCUCUCGCCUGGCGGCUUUGGAGAGGUCCCUUCCGCUGAGCCUCAGUUUCCACAUUUGGGGUAAUGGAGUAGCAAUAACCACCUCCCAGGGCCUAUGGGGGCUUCAGGGUGAAAGGGCUUUGCAGACGUGCCUUCACCCGUGCUUGGAUUUAAGGUAACGGGGAGUAACGGUUGAAUUGGGCCUGGAGACUGUUCUCUGGCUCCCCGGCUGGUGCUCCAUCACGGUGCCUUCUGGCCGUCCUGAGCCUUGGGUGCAGAGGCUCCCUGUGGCUGCCCUGACGGGGGGUGCCUAGCGUUGUUGGAUGAGCUGAAGGAGGCCUCUCUGGAAAGGUUUCCCCAGUUGGGUGCUCUGUCCUAGGGGCACCUGCUCUCACCCCCACUGCUUCCCCUUCUCCACGAUAAUGGCCCUGCAGACACUCUACCUCCGAGCAUCUCCAGCUGCUCCAUCCAGCCUGCCCAGCUGGCUGUGUGGGCAUAGAACCCGGUCUGGUGGCUAGUUAUAAAUAGCUCCUGCCCCCACGGCCUUGGGAAGGUACUCCUGGGUGUGGGUGCAGGACACUCGAGAAGAGGCGGCUGAGCUUGAGGGAACCCGGAGCAGGCCCCCAGGGCACAGGGGCAGUGAGCUGCCAACAGGGCUGUGCAGGCUCAGGGUGGUGGGCCAGGGCUGGCUGUAGGUUUAAGGAACUGUCUCUCUUUUUUAAAAGUUUUUAUUUAUUUAUUCAUGAGAGACACAGACACACAGGCAGAGACAGAAGCAGAGGGAGGAGCAGGCUCCGUGUGGGGAGCCCGAUGCGGGGCUGGAUCCAGGAUCCCGGGAUCACACCCUGAGCCCAAGGCAGACUCCCAACUGCUCAGCCACCCAGGUGUCCCAAGGAACUGUCUCUUCUUCCUGUGGCCUAGGAUUGAGUAUGGGAGGGUGGCCACUGGGAGAGCCCCUGAGGCCCUCUGGGGUUGGAGGCAGAACAAAGGGGACUGCUUGCUGGGGGGAUAGCUGUCUUUGAGCGUGGUUCAUUAGGGGACAGCCUGGCCAUAUUCACUCCAGCGGAGAAGGGAAGGAGAUGGCGGGGCCUAGAAUGUUCCCCCAUAGGGCUUGCAGCCCAUCACCGUAUCCUCCCAGCUCCCGCCCUGGAGAGGCAACACGUUUAGUGGAAAAGCAUUGCUCGGAGUCAGAAGGCGCCGUUCGGGCACUACCUCCGAACGUGGUACAUGACCACGUGGUUACAUGACCUCCUUCCACCCGGUAAAAGGGAACCAGACUCCCCUACCUCGUGCGUACGGGCGGCCCAGCGGGCCUCACCGUGCCCUCUCUGUGCGCCCGCAGGCCUCCCCAGGCCCCGUGCAGACACGCCAGGCCCUCAGCCCCAGCCCAUGGACCUGCGGGUGGGCCAGCGGCCCCCGGUGGAGCCCCCGCCCGAGCCCGCGCUGUUGGCCCUGCAGCAUCCCCAGCGCCUGCACCACCACCUGUUCUUCGCAGGCCUGCAGCAGCGCCCAGCGGAGCCCAUGAGGCUCCCCAUGGACACGCCGGGGCCCCAGUUGCAGGUGGGGCGGCAGGAACAAGAGCUGCGGCAGCUUCUCAAUAAAGACAAGAGCAAGCGAAGUGCCGUAGCCAGCAGCGUGGUCAAGCAGAAGCUGGCGGAGGUGAUUCUUAAGAAACAGCAGGCAGCCCUAGAGAGAACAGUCCAUCCCAGUAGCCCCAGCAUUCCCUACAGAACUCUCGAGCCCUUGGAGACGGAAGGAGCUGCUCGCUCUAUGCUCAGCAGCUUUCUGCCUCCUGUGCCCAGCCUCCCCAGUGACCCCCCGGAACACUUCCCUCUCCGAAAGACAGUCUCUGAGCCCAACCUGAAGCUGCGCUACAAGCCCAAGAAGUCCCUGGAACGGAGGAAGAAUCCGCUGCUCAGAAAGGAGAGCGCCCCGCCCAGUCUCCGGCGGCGGCCCGCAGAGACCCUGGGUGACUCCUCCCCGAGCAGCAGCAGCACGCCAGCGUCAGGCUGCAGUUCCCCUAAUGACAGCGAGCAUGGCCCCAACCCCGUCCUGGGCUCCGAGGCGCUCUUGGGCCAGCGGCUGCGGCUGCAGGAGACCUCUCUGGCCCCGUUCGCCUUGCCGACAGUGUCCUUGCUGCCCGCAAUCACGCUGGGGCUGCCCGCCCCUGCCAGGGCUGAUGCUGACCGCAGGACCCAUCCGACUCUGGGCCCUCGGGGGCCGGUCCUGGGGGGCCCCCAUGCUCCCCUCUUCCUGCCCCAUGGCUUGGAGCCCGAGGCUGGGGGCGCCUUGCCCUCUCGACUGCAGCCCAUUCUCCUCUUGGAUCCCUCCGUUUCUCACACCCCUCUGCUGACGGUGCCCGGGCUUGGGCCCCUGCCCUUCCACUUUGCCCAGUCCCUACUGACCACCGAGCGGCUCUCUGGGUCGGGCCUCCACCGGCCACUAAGCCGGACCCGCUCAGAGCCCCUGCCCCCAAGCGCCACCGCCCCCCCACCGCUGGGCCCCCUGCAGCCCCGCCUGGACCGGCUCAAACCGCACGUCCAGCUGAUCAAGAGGCCAGCCAAGCCAAGUGAGAAGCCCCGACUGCGGCAGAUACCCUCCGCUGAGGACCUGGAGACAGAUGGUGGGGGAGUGGUGCCAGUGGGGGAUGACGGCCUGGAACACAGGGAGUCAAGCCAUGGGCAGCACGACACCAGAGGCCCGGCUGCUCUCCAGCAGCACCAGCAGGUGUUCCUGUGGGAGCAGCAGCGACUGGCUGGACGGCUCCCCCGGGGAGGAACUGGGGACUCUGUGCUGCUUCCCCUGGCCCAGGGCAGUCACCGGCCCUUGUCCAGGGCUCAGUCGUCCCCAGCUGCGCCUGCCUCCAUGCCGACUCCAGAGCCCGCCAGUCAGGCCCGUGUCCUGCCCAGCUCAGAAACACCUGCCAGGACCCUGCCGUUCACCACAGGGUUGGUCUACGACUCGGUGAUGCUGAAGCACCAGUGUUCCUGCGGGGACAACAGCAGGCACCCGGAGCACGCGGGCCGCAUCCAGAGCAUCUGGUCCCGGCUGCAGGAGCGGGGCCUCCGGAGCCAGUGCGAGUGUCUCCGGGGCCGGAAGGCCUCCCUGGAGGAGCUGCAGUCAGUGCACUCGGAGCGGCACGUGCUCCUCUACGGCACCAACCCGCUCAGUCGCCUCAAACUGGACAACGGGAAGCUGGCAGGGCUCCUGGCACAGCGGAUGUUUGUGAUGCUGCCGUGUGGUGGGGUAGGGGUGGAUACCGAUACCAUUUGGAAUGAGCUGCAUUCCUCCAACGCAGCCCGCUGGGCCGCCGGCAGCGUCACCGACCUCGCCUUCAAAGUAGCUUCCCGUGAGCUAAAGAAUGGUUUUGCUGUGGUUCGGCCCCCAGGACACCAUGCAGACCAUUCCACGGCCAUGGGCUUCUGCUUCUUCAACUCCGUGGCCAUCGCCUGCCGGCAGCUUCAACAACAGGGCAAGGCCAGCAAGAUCCUUAUCAUGGACUGGGACGUUCACCACGGCAACGGCACCCAGCAGACCUUCUACCAAGACCCCAGUGUGCUCUACAUCUCCCUGCAUCGCCAUGAUGAUGGCAACUUCUUCCCCGGCAGCGGGGCCGUGGAUGAGGUGGGAGCGGGUAGUGGUGAGGGCUUCAAUGUCAACGUGGCCUGGGCAGGAGGUUUGGACCCCCCGAUGGGGGAUCCUGAGUACCUGGCCGCCUUCAGGAUGGUCGUGAUGCCCAUCGCCCGAGAGUUCUCUCCGGACCUGGUCCUGGUGUCAGCUGGGUUCGAUGCUGCCGAGGGUCACCCAGCCCCACUGGGUGGCUACCAUGUUUCCGCUAAGUGUUUUGGGUACAUGACGCAGCAGCUGAUGAGCUUGGCGGGCGGUGCGGUGGUGCUGGCCUUGGAAGGUGGCCAUGACCUCACAGCCAUCUGUGACGCUUCUGAGGCCUGUGUGGCUGCUCUUCUGGGCAACAAGGUGGAUCCCCUCUCAGAAGAGGGCUGGAAACAGAAACCCAACCUCAACGCCAUCCGCUCUUUGGAAGCCGUGAUCCGGGUGCACAGUAAAUACUGGGGCUGCAUGCAGCGCCUGGCUUCCUGUCCAGACUCCUGGGCGCCCAGGGUGCCAGGGGCUGACACAGAAGAAGUGGAGGCAGUGACUGCACUGGCAUCCCUGUCCGUGGGCAUCCUGGCUGAAGAGCGGCCCCCGGAACAGCUGGUGGAGGAGGAAGAGCCUAUGAAUCUCUAAGGCUUCACAACGGAUUCGCCUGCCCACCCCUGCCCUUCGGACCUGGUUCUCCUCUAGCCUCUGGCAACAGUACCCAGUCCCCGGGUCUACAGAGGGCCUUCGGGCAGGUAGUUGGGGCCAGAGCACAGCCCCUUGCCAGUCACCCCAAGGAGCCUGAGCAGGGCCCUGCGUCUAGGAUAGGGACCAAAGAGGACCCGGGGAGGAGGCCAGCUGGGCAGCCAGCUCCACCUCAGUAGGGCUCUCUCAAGAACAGAGUCGACCCCUUUGGGGUCCAGGCCCCUGGCUGGGCCCCAUCCCUCAGGACUGCACAGAGGAGGACUAGCUCGGUCGGGCCCACCGAUAACCACUAUUCUUCAUGGCUCCGUAGACCCUGGGCUUUGCACACGGCCCCAGGCUCCACGCAGAAAUGUGAACUUGGCCUCAGCCAGGGUGGCCCUCCCUAGGCUCUGAGGGCUGAGCUGGAGUAUGGGGGGGGGAGGGAGGGGGAGUCAGGGGGUCCCUUACCCCUGAGUGCAGGGGCAUCCCUCUUGCCUGCUUCCUCAGAUGACUCUGGAAGCUCCCCCCCCCCCGCCCACCCCCCGCCACUGGGCAGGGAGACAAAGCUCCUUCCGAGAGACCAGUGGUCAGCAGGCCUCCCAUCGGGUCCCAGCCCCUGCCACAGGCCCCCCUCCAUCAGCCAUCUCAGUGCCCUGGCGGAGCCGACAGGUGCUCUGGGAGUUCCGUGCUUCCUGAGCCGAUGGUGCCAAACUCUUCAUCUCCCCUCAGCGGCACAGCGUGACCGCCAGGGGCCCCUCGGUCACCGCCCCCCUCCGUGAGCCCUCUCUCUUUCUGGGGUCUCCCUCACCCAGCUCUCACUCCUGCCCCACAUAGGACUAGCCUGGCUGAGGGGAAAGGGGUGGGAGAGUGGAUGCAAGACACAGGGGAGGGGAGGCUGCCCUGGCAAAGUCUUCAAGGCUUCUGGGGUCCUGGCCUGGGGCCAAGAAGGAAAGUGUUUGUGUGCGUGUGAGAGAGAGCGUGAGUGUGUGUGUGUGUGUGUGUGUGUGUGUGUGUGUGUCUUCCCCAGGACCACCAUACCCUGUGUAUGUAUGCAUGUUUUUGUAAAAAAGAAAAAAAAAUAAGAAAAAAAAAAGGAAAAAAAAUCUGAACAAUAAAUGUUUUAUUUGCUUUAAA